Molecule: messenger RNA, 1771 nt
Organism: Heterocephalus glaber (naked mole-rat)
Lineage: Eukaryota; Metazoa; Chordata; Mammalia; Rodentia; Bathyergidae
Gene: Cnn3
Product: calponin 3
Biological process (GO): actin filament organization; actomyosin structure organization
Cellular component (GO): actin cytoskeleton
Molecular function (GO): actin filament binding
Source: RefSeq, a predicted model, not a curated record
GGCGGUGGCGGGGGCCAGUUAGUGCGGAGCUGCGGCGCGGGCAGCGAGCGCAGCAGCCAGCGCGACUCCCGGGCGCACCACAGGAUCCACGCGACCCGCGCACCGAGCCCCUAGCCCCGACCCCCGCCGUCGCCGCAGGGCGUCUUCUGCGCCUCCCGGAGUUCCGAGCAUCUCCCGCGAGGCCACUCUCGGGGCCAGGAGCGGGGAGGCGGAGUGCGAGAGACCCCGAGCGCAGCCCCUUCCGCCGCCCGGAACACCAUGACCCACUUCAAUAAGGGCCCUUCCUACGGGCUGUCGGCCGAGGUUAAGAACAAGAUUGCUUCCAAGUAUGAUCACCAGGCAGAGGAAGAUCUUCGUAAUUGGAUAGAAGAGGUGACAGGCAUGAGCAUUGGCCCUAACUUCCAGCUGGGUCUGAAGGAUGGCAUCAUCCUCUGCGAACUCAUAAACAAGUUACAGCCAGGCUCCGUGAAGAAGGUCAAUGAGUCCUCAUUAAACUGGCCUCAGUUGGAAAAUAUUGGCAACUUCAUUAAAGCUAUUCAGGCUUAUGGUAUGAAGCCACAUGACAUAUUUGAAGCAAAUGAUCUUUUUGAGAAUGGAAACAUGACCCAGGUUCAGACUACACUGGUGGCUCUAGCAGGUCUGGCUAAAACAAAAGGAUUCCACACAACUAUUGACAUUGGAGUUAAGUAUGCAGAAAAACAAACAAGACGUUUUGAUGAAGGAAAAUUAAAGGCAGGCCAAAGUGUAAUUGGUUUGCAGAUGGGAACAAACAAAUGUGCCAGCCAGGCAGGUAUGACAGCCUAUGGAACUAGGCGGCAUCUUUAUGAUCCCAAAAUGCAAACUGACAAACCUUUUGACCAGACCACUAUCAGUCUGCAAAUGGGUACCAACAAAGGAGCCAGCCAGGCUGGGAUGUUAGCACCAGGUACCAGAAGAGACAUCUACGAUCAGAAGCUAACAUUACAGCCAAUGGACAACUCGACAAUUUCCCUACAGAUGGGUACCAACAAAGUUGCUUCCCAGAAAGGAAUGAGUGUGUAUGGGCUUGGGCGGCAAGUGUAUGAUCCCAAAUACUGUGCUGCUCCGACAGAACCUGUCAUUCACAAUGGAAGCCAAGGCACAGGAACAAAUGGGUCGGAAAUCAGUGAUAGUGAUUAUCAGGCAGAAUACCCAGAUGAAUAUCAUGGCGAGUACCCAGAUGACUACCCCAGAGAUUACCAAUAUGGCGACCAAGGCAUUGAUUAUUAGAUUGACAUAGAGGAGCUCAGUAUUUAGUCCAUCGUUUUUAUUCAGUGAGAACCAAGCUAGCCUUGAGUAAUUUUUUAUCUUGUCUUCCUAAAACACUAUUAUGCUUAUUGUAUCUUAAAAAAAAUGCCUUACAUACAUUCCUUUCUCCUUUCUCUGCCUCUUCCCUAAAUAGUUGCCUUUUAGUGCUGUAACAGUUAAAUCCUACAGCAUAACCAGUAACUUGUGCAUAUGAAGUAAAAAGGAAUACUGUGAAAGGGGAGUCCUCUUGUACAGCCAAUUCUUCUAUUAAAGAUCUAUGCAUUUUUUACAAUCUUACACUUAAACUGGUAUUUUCCAACAAUAGGAGAUUUUCUUUUUUUACAGUUUAGUGUAUCUGGUUUCUACAUGGAAGACUAAACUCGUGCUUAUUGCUAAAUGUGGUCUUUGCCAACUAAAUCUAAGAUGCAGCAUUUUAGAAUUUUACAUAUCAAUGUUUCUACAGUAUUGUUUGCUAAUUUUUAAAUAAAGUCUUGAUCAGUGUGCA